AUGCCUAGUCGUCCGGGGGAGCUUCCUGUUGAAUCGGACUCGGUACGCAGCGCAGACUACGAUCCAGAACAAAUAGACAGCCAAGGCUCAGAGGAAGGGGAUUUCUGGCCAAUUGUUGGCAUCGUUAAGGAAAGGAGGAGAAACAAGAAGCUAUCCUACCUCGUUCGCUGGGCUUCGGAUCCCCAAACUGGACAGGAGUUCCCUCUACAGUGGAUUUCUGCCGAAGGUGUUACGGAAGCAGCUAUUGAAGAGUGGGAAUCUGAGAAGGCACAGGCUCAGGAUCAAAAAACACGGGCGCGAAAGACCACGACUACCAACAAGAGCACCUCUCGAACGUCCGUAGUCGCAACCGCAGCGACAACUACGGCGGAAACACCAAUCGCCUCGCCACAGUCCGUUGAUAGCAGCCAAGAAGUUCUUCCAGCCAACCGUCGGAAGAGGCCACGUCCCCUUGACAGCCGUGCCCGCUCGUCUUCGGUUGCCGAUUUCCUCCCUGGCCUCACGGCUGACGACGUGCGCGCAUCCAAGCGUCCGAGGCUCAGUGUUGAUCUGUCUUCACUUCCUUCCUCGGAAGCAUACACACCAGAAGCUUUGGACAACUUCGAAAGACCGAACACCAGUAGUAUCUUCGUGGAGCUUCCGAGCAAGGCCGCCAUCGACACCUCCCAGUACCACAGCUUUCCUGAGUCUUCCCAACAGACUGCAAACUCGCACUCUCAAUCAUUGUCCGCCCUGGAAGAACUCGACGCGCAAAUCACGCUCGAAUCCGCAUUUCAGAGCCAAGAAACCAUCCCGGACUCCCAGGACUGGCUUGACGAUACUCAGACAGGCUCUUCUUCUCAAGCCCUUUCAGUGUCUCAAACUGUUCCUCGCCCCCGGUUCGAGGUUCCCGACUCUCAGAAGGACUCCAGCUUGGAAAAGUCCAUCGUCCCCAGUCAGUCUCUUGUCGAUCCAUCAACGGGUGACGCUUCGCGAACACUGGACCCCGAAAUUCCUUCGCACCAGCCCGACAUCGAAGAUACGAGAGAACAGGCCGACGAACAGCAUAGCUCUCUGAACGAACUUGUCGAAGAGUCUCAUAAACCAGCAUCCCCAAAGUUCUUUUCGCAGCCAGAUUUCGGAUUCGAUCUUGAGUUGAUUGCGAGCUCCACGCUAGAUUCCCGAGAGGUUGUACCUGAGUCUAGCUCUGGUGGACCUUUGCCUUUGACCCAACCCCAGGAACAACUAGAAUUUGCCGGUUCACACGCGCUGACGGUUGUCGAAGUUCCUCAGAGCCAGGACGUCCUUACCGAGCAAGCGGCACAAAUCGACCCGGCGCAGGCUAGCAUUGCGGUGAGCCAAGUCACCUGCGACAGCAGUUCGCCCGAUAACGUCGUGCCAGACUCAGUCGUGCGGAGGGCCAUCUGCUCUGACCCCGAAACAUCCAGCUCUCGACCAGCUAAUUCCUCCAAGAUGAGCGGAGUUGCGCCAGAUGAAGACGACCCGGUCGCUUUGCUUCUUGAUGCGGCUGCGGGGCAGCAAAAUGCGGAAUCUUCGGCGCCUAUAUCCGAGUUUCCGGACGUCAAUGACCUGUUCGACUUUAUCGGCUCCUCCAAUCGAACCAAACUUCCGGCCGAAGAUGGGGCCGUCAACGAAUCCGAUCUUGAGAUCGCGACAUCGACUGACAUGUCUGGCGCCCUUCUUCAACCCGAACCUGUACCCGAGGUCUUUCCGGCAACCAUUUCUCCCUCAGAAAUUAGUCGAACGAUAGAACCCGAAAGUCUGAUGCAGGGCCCCCUCGAGCCUCCGACGAUGUCUAUCGAGGCUGUGGACCCCGAAAUCACUUCUUCACCAUCAUCAGAGGUCCCAGUCUCGGGUCAAUACUUGGUGACCUUACCCCUUCCUGCGAACAUGAAAGAGGUGUACCUCAACACCAUUCUUCGAUACCGGCGUGAAAUUGAAGCGUUCAACAACCAGCAAAGCAACGAGGGUACUCCGCCAGAUGCGCAACUAUCGGCCCAGAUCGACCGAUUCUUUGGUGAUCUGUUCGAUAUUUGCGACCACCCAGCAUCGCUUGGCGCCGAUGAACUUCGUCAGCUUGAUACGACCGAUAUACAGAAGCAUGCCAUGGGUACGAAUAGUAAAUUCUACUUUGUUGGCCGACUUUUGGAACGCCUAGCCUACACUGAUAAGAAGGUCCUGAUCAUCGCACGAAGCCAGAAGCUGCUCGGGUACCUGCAAGCAAUCAUCGGCACCAUAAAUCCCAGCGAUCGUGAGGAAUCUGAGCUCGUUGUUCAGCUUGCCCAUGCUGAACAGGAUGUGGACGCCCUCGCCUUCGAUAUUGUCAUUGGGUAUGACUCUGCCUACGCCGCAUCUGUAGCUUCGCAGCAGGUGGAGCAAGCUGAGCCCAGCAAGAAGCCAGUCGUGAUCAGUCUGGUCAUCACGUACUCAAUCGAGCAUUUUGAAGUGGUCAUUCCAACAGAUUUCGGGGAUCUUGACCGCAAGAACGCACUCUUGAUCUCUAUUUUCCAGAGCCGAGCAGUUUUGGCCAAUCACGGCGACCAAGACGUGGAGAGGGUUGUGGCGGAAUUCGCAGAGCACCUCCGUGAUCCCGAUCUUGCAUUUGAUUGGGAACCAGAGUUGAUCCCCAGCGAUCUCCUGGACUUUUACGAUAACGCGCAGAAAAGCCAGACGCAACCUCAAUCCCAGCUCGAAGCCCGUCAAAUCUCUGCCCUCAAGCGCAAGCACGAUGGGCCACCUGUCGGGUCACCGAAACGCUUGCGCCGCUCGCAAUCAGUGGCACAGACGCCCGCCGAACUUGAUAGUACAGUCCGAGAACUGAUUGACCCAGAUCCAGCCAAGGAGCAGGUCAUGUUAACUCGGGCGGCAUGGGGGGCUCUCACGCAAAAGAACACUGAAUUGGAAUCCCAAUUAAGGGAUAAAGAUGAGCUCGAGGCUAUCACUCGCAAGCAGAUCACGCGGAUGUCGAAACAGAUUAAGAGCCACGAGUCAACAGCCAAUGUGAUCCAGAAACAGCACAUGGCUGCUCUGAGCGAACGUGCAGGCUUUGAGAAGGAGCGAAACCAGGCCGUCGAGCAAGAACAGGCGGUUCGUGCGCGUCUCGCGGAGCGGGACGCUACGAUCCUUGCGCUCCAAGCGAGGCUGGAACAAGCGGCGUCCAAAGACAGCGUGCUCGCCGGGCUCGACGAGAAGAGCAAGGAGCUCAGUGCUGCGCGGGAAGAAAUACGUCUUCUGGAGAAGAAGUUGAAGAGCAAGGAAAGCGACUUCGACUUCGCGAGAGGUCAAUACCAGGAUGAGCGGCAGCACGUCAAUGACACCAUGCAGGAGAACAAGGAGCUUAGAGAGCAGGUUGCGCAGCUCAAGCAGCAGUUCUCGGAAAGCCUCGUCAAGAUUCAGAAGAUCAACGCGGACAGCAGCCAGAAAGAUCUCCAGCGAUUAGUAGUGGAGGCGCAGACGCUCGCCAAGGACCGCGAACGAGAGCUCGAGCGCACCCGCGAAGAGCUCAGGUCGCUGAAGAAUGGGCGACGCGAAACGCGUGGGACGAGUGUUCCCCGGAGCCCGCGAAUGGGCGUCAUGACGCCGCGUAAUGGACGCGGGGGCUUGAGCACGCUCGGUGCAUCAGCAGGCGCUACGCCGGGUAGCAGAGGGACGUCGCCAUCUCACGUCGUCGAGACGCCUGCGCCACCGCCGCCGCCUCCCUUGUUUGCGGCGUCGUCUGCGGCGAAUGGGCGGUUCAAUCAUUUACGGGACCGGCUUUGA
Verticillium dahliae VdLs.17 is the source of this 3759-nucleotide messenger RNA. RefSeq lists its product as uncharacterized. Lineage: Eukaryota; Fungi; Ascomycota; Sordariomycetes; Glomerellales; Plectosphaerellaceae. Bases 1 to 3759 code for a protein of 1252 amino acids. The record is from RefSeq and is a predicted model, not a curated record. The transcript is spliced from 4 exons.